AUGGGAAAGAUCCAUAGAGUCCGUAAAUCAGCAAAAAAAUUUAAAUAUCAUGAUAAAGGGCUUGGUGUUCUCGACUCCUUCCACUUUGAAGAUAGCCCCCAAAAAGAUGAAGUGGUUCCUGGGUCUCGUAAUGCUCAUGGAGGUUCUGAUCUUGCUGAAAGUUCAUCAUCUUCCACUGCCUUUUGUGUUAGCAAUCACAGUAACAAAGGUCUCUUCUUCUUCAACUCACCCGUCCAUGUGUCACAUGAAGCCUCCUGUGAACCCUCCGUUGAAAAAGUUGAUUGUUGUACGCAUGAUAAUGAGGAGGUAGCAGGUCCUGUUCACGUGUUUGGUGAAGAAAGGGUUCCUAUAAAUCUUUUUGAAGAUUCUUCUAAUGCUCCCCAAGAAGUUAUCGAAUCAGAAGAUUCUGAUGUCGAGGAUUUGGUUUGCGAUCUCCCUUCUACCAGAAUUCUCUCUCCGGUUGUGACGACGCCAACCCCUCCUUCCGGCUCUGCUUCUGAUGAACCCUCGUCGCUGACCUUAUUGACGUUGGAAAAGCGUGAUGACCAGGUUAACUUGCAAUGA
Lactuca virosa is the source of this 564-nucleotide messenger RNA. NCBI's taxonomy places the organism in Eukaryota, Viridiplantae, Streptophyta, Magnoliopsida, Asterales, Asteraceae. The record is from the annotation of a GenBank genome assembly.